UCAUCUAUCCUUCACUUGGACUGCAGAAGGCAAAACUACAGUCAAGAUGCCAAAAAAUGAGUCACAGUUUGCCAUCCUAGAAAGCUCUACUCCGUGGAAUCCUUUCGACAGACGCUUGACAUCCAUCGAACCAUGGAACUUUCAAUUCCUGACUGCCCUAAUGUCCCUGAUAACCACGCUUUCUAUCGUCGAGAACUUUAUUGUCAUUCUUGUUACUUUCAAAUUCAAACAACUGAGGCAACCUUUGAACUACAUCAUUGUAAACUUGUCCGUGGCAGACUUUUUAGUGUCGGUUAUUGGUGGCAGUGUCAGUAUUGCAACUAACAGCCAAGGCUAUUUUUUCUUAGGAUCGUGGGCAUGUGUCCUUGAAGGAUUUGCGGUGACCUUUUUUGGUAAGCGAAACAACUGUUACCUUGCGGUGAUUUAAACUUUAUACGGCUGCAGUUUUGUGCAAUAGGAAAAAAGUGUGCUCACAAUGACAAGGUUUAUUCACUCACAUAUUAUUGCAGCUAAAUACUAUAAUACUUUACACUUUCAAAGCAUUAUUUAGAGUAGUGGUCCCCAAACCAGUCUGCAUGGCUCACCAGCAAUCAAUUAUCUAUGUAUUUACCUCUUUUAUUCCAAUUGAGAUACUGACAAAACCUGGACUGUUGGUGGGUCUCAAGGACUGGUUUGGGAAACAAUGAUUUAGAUCAUCAUCUAACAAAUAACAUUGUAACAUCAUUGUAGAUCAUCAUCUAACAAAUAACAUUGUAACAUCAUUGUAGAUCAUCAUCUAACAAAUAACAUUGUAACAUCAUUGUAGAUCAUCAUCUAACAAGUAACAUUGUUUUAAUUUUGUCAAAUUACUUUUCUUCUUUCAAUUUGUAAACAUAAUAAACAACAUAGAACAAACAUACAUAAAGGGAAGAAAUAUAUUUUACUAACUAAAGUUCAGCCAUUGCCUGAGCUAUUUUUUUUAAUUUUGCAUGUGAGUGUACAGAGUCGCCAAAGUAUAACAUGACAUGUAUUCUCUUUUAAACAGAACAUUACAGCAGUGCUUUUAAACCAAUGUGCCACAACAAACUGUUGUGCCACAAGCCAUUACAAAGUCUACCAUGGCUACAUUGACUUCAGGACUGUAAUAUGCUGAAUGGAGUCCUUAAAUAUUUAUUGUUUUAAAGACGCAGGCAUUAACAUUGUGAUUCCCAUCUGAAAAUGAAUAUAUAGUUUACCAAGAAAUAUGCGUUAAAAUAAAGUAGUUUGGUUUUGUAAAUUGUUUUGUCGCUGAAGUGUAUUUUAGUCCAAGAAAGGCUGCGAAUCACUGCUUUGGAACAUUGUGGUACAUUAAUGGCACCAGCACCCAUAAAUGCUAUAAAACACACUUACCUGUGCUGUACUACCUUCCCAAUAAAAGGUAGAACUGUUAGAAAGGUACUUUUCCAUACAUUGAAUAUGCUGCUCUCUCUGGAAUUGCUUUUUCUAUUAUUGGCAUUUUCUCAACUUUAUACAUUCAUAUAAAAAAAAUUAUAUCUAUAUAUAUAUAAAAUGGUCUCUUUAAGAAGCUUUUUUUGCUGCUAUGCCAACGAAGGCAUUCAGUCUAUCACUACAUUCUCCAUUUUUAUAUGGCUAGAGAACUUGCAGAAAGAGGGAACAGUAUACAGGCUGACAAAAAAUGUGCAGCUUCGAAUCUCACAGAGCAACAUAAAAUCAUCCGUCUCAUGUAAAUUUGGGCAUAAAUUUACACCAUGUGGACGUUUCGUAUCAGACUCACUAUUACAUCAGUAUCCUGUUGUUGGUCCUGUGUUGUCACUAACCGAACCCAUUGGGAUGAACAUCCAAUGACUCCACUCACAGGUGCACUUGUAACCUAUGCAACUGUAUCUUGUUUGCGUGUGUGUACUGUUUCAUUUUUGUGCAUGGCGUAUAAUGCUCUAUUCAGAAAUGCAUGUUCUAGAUUGCCUGAUAUUUCGGGUCUUAAGCAAUAUGUUUUGGGGGUUGAGCAUCUCACCCUUCUACACACACCAUGUACCCUAGUAGACAUUACCAUAAUAAAGCAUCAAUUGGAGAGAAUACUCUGGAAGGAAUUAAAGCAGGGCUAUUGCCAAGAAAAUGUUUGUCAUAUAAAAAUGAGAGCAAAAGCCAUUGAUAUUGGGGUUCCUUGACACAGUGGUCGCUUUGGCGUGUAAGAUUUGAAGCUGUACUUAUCUGUGUAUAUUAAGUUCCUUGUACAUUUUGUAUAUUGAUAGUCUUAAUAGAAGCACCAAUAUUAAAAUGUACAUGUUCAGGGUAUACCCCAAAUUCCUUUUAAAGUACAGAUUAGAAUGACAUUUUCCCAACACAAUAUGAAUGAGGCAGCACAUGACAUGACCAAUGGGUCUAAGGUUCAGGAAUACCAAACUAACAUGUAUCAUGAUCUUAAAUCUAUAAUUCUAAAAGUAAAUGUUUAGCGUAGACAUAGCAGAGAUUUUGAAACCGCAUCUCUGAGUGGAAUGACUUUUUUUUUUAACCUUAAUUUUUUUGUUUAAAAAAAUGCACAACUAUUAAACAGAUAUCCUUGAGAUUUUCUGACCAAACCCCCACAUGGACAAGAAAGGUAAACAUUUGUACAUGGUAAUGCAAUAAUUAAUACAUUACAUAUUCACUGUGAUUACUUUAAACCCAAAGCAAUCAAUCCACAAGUAACAAGGUUAGUUACUGAAGAGAGAAUUCAGAGUUAAUUCACUUUGAAUUUCCAUUUAGUUAAAAUACCUGAAUUGGAAAAAUGAUUUAAUCUAGUUAUGGAAUUAAUUUGGCAACUUUGGCAUUAAAGUUGAAAUUCACUUUGAAUUCUCAGUUUAGUAAAUAACCCUAUUAGUCGCAGUAGUUUUCUUUAGCACCAUGGUCAGUUCAAACUACACAGUCAGUUUAACUAAAAGGAGUGCCUAUAAAGUAUGUCAGGGCUUAACUUGGAGAAAAAAGCAGGUGCACAAGGACUUUGGUAAUGCUUAAAUCAGGGGUGUCCAAAAGGUAGAUCCCCAGAUGUCUUAAAACUACAAUGUCCAUGAUGCUUUGUCAUUAUAAAAGCAUGCAAAGCAUUGUGGGAGCUGUAGUUCUAGAAGAUCUGGGGAUUUACUUUUUGGGUACCCCUGGCUUAAAUAGUAUUGUUGAUUCUUGCAGAAUUUUAACUGAAAAAAAUAUGUAUCUAAAAUAGAGUUUGUAGAUUAAAUUCUGUUUCCUUAUUUGUAAUGAGUGGUAUGCCUUGCUUAGUUGAAGCUGCAGAGAGAUUUAAGGCAUUUGGAGGUAGGAAUAGGAAACUGGAAACCUUGUUAAAUAUAAGCACUCUCUUUCUGACAUUGCAAUCUAUCUAUGCCAUUUUACAGAGCCCAUGUCCUACUAAGUGAAAAACUGCAUGCUGUCCUCACUGUAGGCAGUACACAUUGCAAAAUCACAUUUAUUUGAUUAUGUGUUAGAGACAUGCCAUGAUAAAAUCCUUCCAAAACAAAUUAGCGAGGUUAUUCUAUAUGCACAUAUCUGUUUAGAUAGUUCUUGCUGCUGGUGUUUGAUGAUACAAUCUGUUCCGUACUGUAACCUCUUGCAUAAUGUAAAACUUAUGCACAGAACCCUGUGCUCAAAAUCUCACUACUUUUGUGCAGCAGCAAUGGCUAUAGAAUUGAUCAGCCGAAUACAUAAAACAAAAUCAGUUUGCGGUUACCUGCACACUAUCCUAAAUUCCUGUGUGCACUUAAAUGUCAGCAGGUUUUAAGUAUCACUCCAAUGGCCAUUAAACUGUAAGCUCAACUGCCAUGUCAAGGCAAACAUCUUAUAUACGUCCUACACUAACAAUUCCCCUUGCUGCUUUUAGCUAAAAGGCAAAAUCUCUAAUAAGACAGAAAGGGAUAGCCUUAUAAUCUCUUACACACUUAUUAACCCUUAAUAGGAUAUAUUAUUAAGGGUUAAUAAGUGUUUAGGGGUUAAAAAGAAUGCCUCUUUCUGUCUCAUUAGUAAUGUACAAAUAAAUUAAUUUAAAAAAAAACAAAUUAAUUAAAUAUACACAUCUUGAUGGGGUUUCAAGUUAGUUACGUUGGGGGCAGGGUUGUCCUCCAGCUCACCUUAAUGCAGGUAGUUUAAGCAGCACAGUACAGUCUAGACUCCUAAUAUUAAAAAAAUUGUAUCAAAGUCUUAUUUACCGGACUAAGUUAUGUGAAUUAAAUUACCGUGAAUUUAUUGCAGUGCAACUCUGUAUAUACUCAUACCCACCAAUCUCCCAGAGAAAAGGGUCACAAUGACGAGAACCAAAAAGAGGGACUAUCACUCCUAAAUCAAGACACUUAGGUGGUGUGGGUUUCACCUGCUGAUCUUGAGCAGUACAACCCUAUCUGAAGAAAAUAUACUUUUUAUACUUUAUAGAACUUAUGUCAUCAGUAAAUUACGUUUAGAUAGUAUUCAUUGCUUUGACACAUUAAAACCAUUAUGGUUUCCUUUGCAACAAUUACACACAUUCUUUGGUGCUCUACGCUAUAGCCGGAGACAGGUUUAAUAUUUAGCAAGAUAGCCUACAUCCCUCUUCUUGUUGCCCCUCUAACAAGAGACCCUGUAAAAUGAGCAUUUCCCAUUGUUUUUAUUUGCCCACCUAACAUGGCCCCUCAAUUCUAGGAAGGAUAAUACAAAGGAAUUAAUCACUAUCACUUCAUUAAUCAAAGCCUGACGUUCAUUACGCUCCACCUCCUGCAUUAAGACAAGGGGAACAUUUGCUGUGUUAGUUUGUUGAGGAUAUGAUGAGGAUCUUGUCUGAAAUCAUAUGAGAAUUUUGACUUUGGACUGAAGCUAAGAGAAGAGUAAUGUUUGGGUGGGGGGAGUCUUCGGUGGCAUGUUUAUAACCAAAAGAGAGUUAUUGGUGGGUCAGCUGGCAUUUAUAUACUAUUGGAAGGGGUAAUAGAUAUGCGUAUUGGACCCUUUCAGGAUUGGUUUAAGUCUCCUAACCAGCCAUCCCUCACACAACCUGUAGUUUGUACAAUAGAAACUUCUGUUACGCAGUGUUGAAAAGACUAACAAAAAGUUGCUACACAGAGCUUAUUAUGGCUGCUCAAUUUUUUCUCCUGAUCUUUCCUUUUUCUCCUCAUCAUAUAUGCCCCCCCCCCCCGCCCUCUAGGCAUUCUCCCAUUUUGUUUUUCCCUAUCCCCUUUAUCUAUGCUCAAAUUUAAAAGGACACUACAGUCACCAGAACCACUACAGCCUUAUGUAUUUGUUCUGGUGUGUAUAAUAAGUCCCUGCGGGCUUUUUAAUGUAAACAUUGCCUUUUCUGAGAAAAGGUAGUGUUUACAUUGCUGCCUAGGGACUCCCCCAGUGGCAGUUCCUCAAAUGGCCACUGGAGGUGCUUCUUGGGUGAAUGCUGUACAAUGUGCUGCACUGACGUUGAGCAUCUCCUUACUCUGCAUGUAGACGCUGAACGUUCCCCAUUGUGCAGUGCGGAUUGGCUGUUUAAUGAUCUUAGCCAUGGAGGCUCGUCCAGCGUGGCAUGGGAGAAAAGUUGAGGAAAGCCAUCUUUUCAGCAUGAUCGGAGUGGGGCUGGGGACCUAAACAGCCAUUUCAUGACUACAGUGUCAGGAAUACAUGUCUAUAUUUCUUUAAUAUUCUGUCCUAUUUGCUUUCCACUCUUAUAUAUGCUUCCCUUUUACUUUACUUUUCCUUCUUUUCGUGUUACCCCAUUUCAUGUUCUCCCUGUUCAUGUCUGCUCUCUAUAGAAUCUUCUACCCUUUCUAUAAUCUCCCCUUAUGUUUGCUCUCAGAGAUUUACUGUGUGUGCGUGCGCCUGUACAGAAUCCCCUAUGGUACAAACAUAAUAAGCAACUUCUUUGUAUACAAAGGUUAUGUCAUUUUAAUUCUGACACCAAAAGGAAUUUCGAUUUAAUAAUUUUGGAUACGCAUUUCACAUGAUCACAAUUUCAAAUUAUUUAUCUACAAAUAUUAGCAAAGACAUUAAAGGUAACUACUAUAAAUAAAUUAUUUGGAAGGAUUCUCUAACAGAUUGUGAUCACCCGAAAAGCCUAUUCUAAAACUAUUAAACUGAGUCUAUAGUUCGGAAAUUUAUAUCUGUGGCAUGUACAACCCUGAUCUUAAACUGGAGACAUUUCAUUGAGAAAUGUCCAGAAAAAAAUGAAUUAUUGUGAAUGAUUAGGACUCUACUAGAAUCGAGUAAGAAUAGUACAAAUACAUAACACAUUUUACCUCUAAUAGCGGACUUGUAGGUCAUGAAUUAUAACAGGGCAUUCAGUGGCCACUGGAAAGAAUAUAGAGGACACACAAGCCCAUGUAACAAAAUUACACAUGGAUUAAACCUGUGCAGCUAUCUGGGUCAGAUUGUGACUGGUUUCUUUGGAACCAAAGUAAAAUCUCUUUUCCCUGGGGUCUAAUAGGGAUUCGGAAAGCAGGGAGCUUGUCUAUUCUGGUGGUGGCUUUUCUGAAUAAAGGACACAUGUCCAUACAAUGCCAUCUCCUGGAAUCUUCUGUAAUUAACUAAAAAGCAGAAAAGCAAACGAGAAAAGGAAGAAACACGGUACCUAAUGCUCUGGAUCUUUGCUAGAACAUCGAGCACACCAGAUCACACUUAUACUUUGAGUUUUCACAGUACAAAAACUACCGAUUUUGGAGACAGACAGCAAUCAAACUGAGGUUCACACCUAUUGUUAGAUACGUAGACUCUAAUGCUGUGAUGGUCAUCUCAACAUGUGACUUCAGAAGGAAAUAAAUCCAAGGAAAAUUCAAGGGAAGAGAGAAUUUAAGUGUCACUGACAUGAUGGCGGCCUUGUGCCACAUAUCUGCAUUGGCAUAAUGUUUGCAACACAUUUUGUAGUAAAUGAUAUCCACUGAACAUCUAAAUAAAGGAACACUCCAAGCAUUGUAAUUAUUGUAAUUGAUACAGCCCUCUGUAGUGGUUAUAGUACAAAGAGUUCCCUAGGUCAUCUCAUGGUAAGUCCCCAAGUAAGUGCCAAACCACUGAAAAAUAAUUUGACUACUUAUUUAUUGUAUUAUUGUGCCAGGGACCUCCUACCACCAUAACCCCUACAGCUGGCUGUAGUGAUUCUGUGCUUAGAGUGCUACCUUAAGGCCGCGAAAUCAUCAGGGCGUUGUGGCUUGGCGAUUUACUUUCCAGUUAUCCCUGCAUUAAGAGAUCAAACAACGAUGAAAGACAAAGCAUUUUAAUAAAAAAAAAUCAAAAAUGAUAUUUUACAUUGUGACAUGCAGGUAUUGGCUUUUGUGAGACAGUAUUACUCUACAGACAGCAUGGAAGAGGUUUAAAACAGGCUUGAAGUUGAAACAGGUUAAAACAGUAAAUAAUUUGAAGAAUCCACAGUCUAAGACUUUUUUUUUUGCAGUAUAGUUUUUAUUAAGCAUUUUCUAAAAUAGGGUACGAAACAGCAUGACAACAGUGUGAUGAAUAAUAUGAGGAAUUAAUAAUACGAGGAGCGCAAACUCUCUAGAAAAAACAAAAAAACGUGGACAUAAUAAUUAGAGAGAAAAAUAAGCAUCGAGCAACAGGGUAUACUGUCUAAGACUUUUUAACAAGGAGACUGGAUGGGUUGAUCGUUUUGUUUAUCUGACAACUUUCUAUAUUUUUACAUUUACAGAUAAUCAGUUCAUUUUGAAAAAUCUUCCGAAAUACGUUUUUAAUAACCAAAGUUUCCCAGAGGAUGGCUAAAACUUCAGCAGGAUUAUUAUUCUGAAAUGAGUGGCGUUUUGUAGUUUUUGUUAAUUUCAGACUGAUCCUACAGAGACGACGCUACAGUAAAACAGAAUUAUGAUUUAUCAUGAUAGUGAUGACCUUUUUGAGAUUCUUUACUGAACAUGAAUUGUAACACGUAAAAAUCUGAAAUGAAAAUUCAAUUGUUAUUUACUGGAGUUACUUACUAAAUCGCUUAUGCACUAAAGCAAAAAUUGCUGAAAAUUGAAAGUGAAUUUCAAAACUUGAAUACCUGAAUUUGGGAAUACACCUGCAAGGCAAAAAGCUGAUUUGGAAACUCAACUAUAAUCACAGUUUAGCAAUUCAUGUUUUUCAGUUUGCUACAACAGUUUUUUUAAAUGUUUAUAUUAUGUGUAUGGUUAAAAUCAAAAUACAAUGACCUGUUGUCUUGAAUGCCUGUCUAAAUUGUAUCUGUUUUAUUGUUUCAUAACAUCUUAAGGAAUUGUAGCUUUGUGGUCGCUGACUAUCUUGGCUUUUGAGAGAUACGUGGUGAUAUGCAAACCUCUUGGAAAUCUGCGUCUUCGCGGGAAGCAUUCGGCGAUUGGUAUUUUGUUUGUAUGGAUCUUCUCGUUCAUUUGGACAAUCCCACCAAUUAUGGGUUGGAGUAGUUAUACCACAAGUAAAAUUGGCACAACUUGUGAACCCAACUGGUAAGCGGUUUAUGUUACACCUUAAUGAUUCAAGAGCAGGACGCUAUAAAUUCUGAUAUAAACGUGUUAUGUGUUGUUCGAAAUUAUGAUCAACAUAGAUAAAUUUGAGCAUAAUUUAAAACAUUCCUUUAACCUUACAUGGCUAAGUCCCAUAAUUAUGAAAUUAGUCUACUUAACUCUUUGGCAGAACCUUAUGGGAUGGUAAGUUCUAAAAUUAAAUGAAAAAAACCCCAGUCUGAAGCACUUCCAAUUUUGCAAGAAAACAGGAAAAAAUUCUUCUUAACCCUAGAAUGGAAGUCAGAUAUCUCAUUGGAUCAAGAAGCUAUUACCCCACUAAUUAAAUUUUUUAUCCCAGUAUAUUAUGUUUAGCAAGUAUUUAUCCAGUUGCUGUUUAAACAUCUGUAUUAGACUCUAAAAAAACACCUCUUCAGAAAGAGUAUUCCACAUCCUUAUUGUUAUUACUGUAAAACCCUUUCCUUUGCCUUAGAGUAAAUCUCCUUUCCUCCAGUCGAAAUACGUGACCUCAUGUUUUAUGUAUAGUCUUGUUUAUGAGCUGGAACUUGCUUUGCUAAAUGCCAGUUUCAUGCAUCUCAUGCCAAUGUCACCUAAUAUGACUAUUAUUAGAUUUUUUUUAUUGCACUGUGAGCUGGUAAUAGAUGUAAUUAACGGCGCCCGCAAGUAGAAGAAAAACCGCUGUUUAGUUAACCUUCCCCUUUCGCAAUAUCAGUAACUCCGUUCGCAUAUGCUGCAGUAUACGAACCACCAUCAGGGGAAGCGGUAGUCUCCCAACCGGGAUCCAUGAAAGGCUCCAAACUCCCGAACAGAAAUCCACAAACCGCCGCUAACCGCCGAACAAAGAUAUCCACCAAGCGGCUUUCGGUUCCAAUAAUCAGUCUCUAGGCGUAAAUAAUAAAUCCCCCCAAUAACGAGACAGAAGCAUUGAGGGUCAAACAGGAUCUGGCUUUACUGUGGGCUACCACGGUAGUCUACAACUACCGAACAUUUCACAUUCGUAUCACACAUCUCCAGAUAGCCUGGAUCUGAGGGCAUAUUAUUAGCGAAUAGCCUCAGAUCCCACACACAAAGUUCAAUCGCCAUGGAGUCAAAGUUCUUACAGUCUUUCGGUAUGCGAUUGACUCCAUGGGAAGGCUAUCUGAGUUAAGGCUUUUCGUGUGAUUCCAAAUUCCCGAACGUCUGGUGUUUGCAUGCUUUCGUCGAUGGAGUAGGGCGACCCGUUGUUUCAGCGGUGUUCGGCAGAAAAAGUGUUCCAUGAAAUCAGUGCCGAACACCGCUGGUCUUUCGUGUGUUUUAAAAUGGCCGCUGCCUCGUGGUCGACAUACGAACGACGGCCACCCUGAAUUCGGUUUAAUUGAGAAGUGUCUGCGGUUAACCACAACGUUCUAAUUGGGAUCAAGAGGUUAACCAGCAGCACACUUCUAUCCUGGGUUGCCAUCCGUUCGGUAGAUUUGAGUCAUUCGUAUGGCUGGGCUAUAGAAACAGCCAUUUACAUGAACGAGGGCAGAAAUAAACAAAUCCACCACAAUAAACAGACAGAUGGUUCUGUCACACGGCUCCCUCCUUGUGGGACACUCCGGCAGACCUGGCUUGACCCUUUGGCAGGUCAACUUGGGGAUGACCGGACUAGGAGGUGGUGGAAAUGUCAGUUGGCCGGGAUAACCCAUCUGCAUUCCCGUUCUGCUUACCGGGUCUGAAGCUGAUAGUGAAAUUGUAGGGCUGUAGUGCCAAACUCCACCUCAGUAGUCUACCAUUGUCCCCUGAGACCCGGUUAAGCCAGACGAGUGAGUUAUGAUCAGUCACAAGGGAAAACUCUCGCCCGUAUAAGUAGGGACUUAACUUCUUCAAUGCCCAGACCAAGGCUAAACACUCCUUCUCCACUGCCGCAUAACUCACUUCUCUGGGUAACAACUUUCGGCUGAGAUAUGCGACAGGGUGCUCUCCUCCAUCCUCCCCGACUUGGCUCAGCACAGCCCCCAGUCCAUACAUGGAAGUAUCUGUGUGAACGAGAAAACGUUUGUUAGGGACUGGGGCAGCCAAGACGGGAAUUCACAAGAGCCUGUUUCAGUGCCUGGAAUGCAGCUUCACAAGCCGGAGACCACAGGACCUGCUUAGGCAAGUUCUUCUUCGUCAGGUCUGUCAGGGGCUUAGCAAUAGUGCUAUCAGGGACAAAAUGUCGGUAGUACCCUGCCGUCCCCAAGAAGGUCAAUACCUGGGUCUUAGGGGUAGGUGUGGGCCAGUUAGCCACUGCCUCGACCUUGGCUGGCUCUGGUCUCUGGCUCCCACAUCCCACUCUGUGACCCAGGUACUGUACUUCAGCCAUACCUAGAUGGCACUUCUCUGGCUUCAAUGUCAGGCCAGCGGCCCAAAUCUUAUCCAGUACCACCCCUACAUGAACCAGGUGUUCCUCCCAGGACCCACUGUAAAUCGCAAUGUCGUCCAAGUAUGCAAAGGCAAAUUCUUGGAAGCCAUCCAGGAGUCUAUCCACCAUCUGUUGGAAGAUAGCCGGGGCAUUCUUCAUCCCAAAAGACAUGACCUUAAAUUGGUACAGGCCAAAUGGGGUGACGAAUGCCGACUUGGGGAUAGCAUCCUCGGCAAGGGGUAUCUGCCAGUAGCCCUUACACAGGUCUAUGGUGAUCAGGUAGCACCCCCCUGGCAAUACGAUCUAGUAAUUCGUCUACCCGGGGCAUCGGGUAGGCGUCAGUGGUGGUCCGCUCGUUGAGUCGCCUGUAAUCUACACCCCAUCCUUCUUGGGCACCAGGACUACAGGCGAGGCCCAAGGGCUGUCGGAGGGCUCGAUGACCCCAAGCUAGGUCAUCUCCUGUAUCUCCUUCCGCAUUCCUUCUCGGACUGCUUCAGGGAUACGAUAUGGCGGCUGUCGUAAGGGGGUCUGUCCAGGGGUCUCAACAUUAUGUACAGCUAGGGUAGUAUAACCUGGCUCCUGAGAGAACAUCGCCUGCUUCUCCCACAACAGCUGUUUCGCCUGUACCCUUUCUGUGGGGUUUAACCUGUCCCCUAGCUGUACAAGGUUAGUGAGGUCAGUCUGGGGGUCCCUUUCUAACAAGUCAGGAAGGGGUAAAUUCUCAGGAUCAUCUGCAGCCGGGGAACAUACUGCUGCAAUAUUCUCAGGUCUCUCCUGGUACUCCUUCAGCAUGUUCACAUGAAAGGAUCUCUGAACCCUUUCAUCUGUACAGCUGGCUAUCAAGUAAGUAGUAUCGCAGAUCUGCGCUACUACUCGGUACGGGCCCUGCCAAGAUGCUUGCAUCUUGUUUGCCUUCACAGGUUUAAGCACCAAUACUUUCUGCCCAACCUGGAAGACCCGCUGUCGGGCACCCUGAUCGUACCACCUCUUCUGUCUCCCCUGGGCCGCCUGGAGAUUCUCCCUUACCAUCAGGGAUAGUUUCUCCAUGCGGUCCCGGAGUUCCAGGACAUAUGGCAUGAUGGGGGUCCCCUCCUGCUCCGUCUCCCCCUCCCAGUGGCCCCGAAUGAGAUCUAGGGGUCCGUGGACCCUUCUCCCAAAGAGCAACUCAAAGGGGGAGAACCCAGUAGAUUCCUGUGGCACCUCUCUGUAAGAAAACAACAGAUGAGGCAGGAACCUCUCCCAGUCUCUGCAAGUAUCUGUAAAGGUCCUCAGCAUCUGCUUGAGGGUACCGUUAAAGCGCUCGCAGAGACCGUUAGUUUGUGGAUGGUAAGGUGAGCUAAGCAACGGUUUAAUGCCACAUACCUUCCACAGUUGCUGAGUGAGUAGCCUCUGGGUAGCGUGUGGCAUAGUCCACCACAGUAAAAAUGUAUUUCUUACCGGAUGGACUAGCUCUGGCCAGUGGACCCACAAUGUCAACAGCUAUGCGGGAAAAGGGCUCCCCUAUAAUAGGCAUUGAUAAUAACCUAGCCUUAGGGUGGUCCCCCCGCUUUCCUACCCGUUGACAUGUGUCUCACGUACUGCAAUACAUCCGCACAGCCUGGUUAAAGUUGGGCCAAAAUAAAUUCUGUGAGAUCCUAUAGGCUGCACGGCGGGACCCUAGAUGUCCAGCUAAUGAACAUCAUGUCCUAUCUGCAGAAUCUCCUGACGGUACUUUGCAGGUACCACUAGCUGUCUAUUCGGUGGAGGGGCUACACUCUUCUGGGAAGGCUUCGGGAUCCUAUAUAACCUGUCCCCCACCCACUCAUACCGCUCUCCAUCUACUCCUUCCUCUCCAGCCUCUGCUCUAUCUCGGUACUUCUGGAGAGUCGGGUCCGCCCAGGUUUCCCUCCCAAACUCCUCUGGGAAUCCCAGCUUAAGGGGACCUGAUCUAGGGUACCAGUCGGGGAAGAAGGUCUUACCUGGGUCUCAUCAGCAGGCGAGCCGGUUCCAGAAGCACGGGUCUGAGCACGAGUAGUCACUGGGUUAGCGUCAGCAGGGCCCAUCAGGGCAUAAGCAGAAACCAAAGGGGCUAAAUCAUUCCCAAGAAGAACAUCAGCGGGCAAGUCUUUCAUAACCCCCACAUCCACAUGUCUAGCGCUCACUCCCCAAUCCAAAUGGACCCGGGCAACAGGUAAGCGGAACACGGCGCCUCCUGCUACCCUCACUGCCACAGUGUCUCCAGUGUGCUGGUGUUCCGAGACUAGGUUCUUUUGGAGCAGUGUCAUAGUGGCUCCUGUGUCUCUCAGACCGUUCACCACUCUGCCAUUCAGCUUCACAGUCUGCCGAUGUUGCUGACGAUUGUCCUGAUGAGCUGCUUGCUCUGGGUCGGCCUCGUGCAGUAUGCCCCAGAAUUCCUCCUGCUCGAUACAGUGAGCAGCAGGCUGAGGUGGCCAUUGAUUCCCGCUGGCUGGUUUCCUCCAGGACUGAGCUUGAUUAGCGCCGUUCAGUGGGCACUCGGGUCGCUUGUGCCCCAACUGUUUGCACCCAAAGCACCUAAUGGGCUGCAAAUAAUCCUGGGCAUUGAACCGGGAGGGUUGCGGGUAAUUGUUUGCUGGCGGUACUGCUGGAGUGCGGUGUACUGGGGGUUGGUAUGCUGUUGGUGCUGGGGUUGCUGUCGGUCGGUACUCCAUCCUGGCAGGAACCUUGGUAGCUGUACUGUCCAAUUUGUGGGCUUCUGUAUAUUCGUCUGCCAGGUAGGGUAGAUGGUUUCCUAUCUCUGACCCACUCCCUGACCCCAGCAGGUAGUCUGUCGAAGCAGUGUUCGAGCAAGAACACCUGCAGCACCUCUUCCCCAGUUACCGCUUGGCAUCCAGCCAUCCAGUGGGCUGCAGUGCGGUGGACUCUGCAGGCCCACUCUACAUAGGAGUCGCCAACCUGUUUGUUAGUCUCUCUAAAUCAUCGCCUGUAUGCUUCUGGGGUCACCGCAUACCUGGCCAAGAGCACAUCUUUCACCGCUCGGUAGCUGGUGAUCUCCUCCUCUUAGAUUGCCCGAAAUGCUUCACUAGCCCGGCCUGAUAAUUUCCCAGAGAGGAUGCUGACCCAUUCGUCUGCGGGUACCUGGUGUAGGGCACACUGCCUUUUAAAGUCAGCCAGGAACCCGUCAAUCUCUCCCUCUGUUUCAACAAAAUCUUUAAACGCAGCAAAGGGUACCUUUUUCCUUCCAAAAUUGUUAUUGGGUACCUCUGCUGCUGCAGCUCCUCUUUCCCGGAGCGCCUGGUGUGCCAUUACUGCUGCCUGCACACGUUCUACAAUGUCCGCUGAGGGGUUGGGGCCAAAGUGUGCCAGCCUUAUCUGGACUGCCCGUUAAAUUGUAUUUCCUCGGGUGUUAAAUCCAAAAUGCUGGGCACAUUAGCUCUCUCCGUUCCCUGUGCUGCAUCCAUCUCCAGUAGCAAAGCAAUAAUUUCUCUCUUUUUCAAAUUGCUUGCUGACCGUCCUCGGCGUUCAAGUAUGUCCUUAAGGGUAGCACGCCUUAAUUCUUCAUACUGCAUUUCCUCCACCAAACUGGGAUGUGUAGCUGACCUUCAGUGCUGUGGGAUUCAUCCCGUCGCUUGUCACCAAUUGUUAAGACACCCCUGGUGUCUUUAAGAGAAACCGCCAUUUAGUUAACCUUCCCCUUUCGCAAUAUCAGUAACUCCGUUCGCAUAUGCUGCAGUAUAUGAACCACCAUCAGGGGAAGUGGUAAUCUCCCGACCAGGAUCCGUGAAAGGCUCCAAACUCCCGAACAGAAAUCCACGAACCGCCGCUAACCGCCGAACAAAGAUAUCCACCAAGCGGCUUUCGGUUCCAAUAAUCAGUCUCUGGGCGUAAAUAAUAAAUCCCCCCAAUAACGAGACAGAAGCUCCGCAUUGAGGGUCAAACAGGAUCUGGCUUUACUGUGGGCUACCCGCCCGUAUUUAUGCAGGUCUCUCACUUGGUGGACACUCCCCUAGGGGACCAAAUGGGAGACUGUAAUGACAGAUAGACAUGGGGACAUUUCAGACAUACAGAUGUAAACUUUUCCCACAAUGCAAUAUGGUUUCCUCCCCUCUGCCCUGGAGAUAAUUGAGAAGUAAUUCAAUAAUCUCCAGGACAAAGAUAAAUCACCAUCUUAAAUAAAAUGCCAGAAAACACACAAAAAUAUAUAACUCUACAACUACCGAACAUUUCACAUUCGUAUCACACAUCCCCAGAUAGCCUGGAUCUGAGGGCAUAUUAUUAGCGAAUAGCGCUCAGAUCCCACACACAUAGUUCAAUCGCCAUGGAGUCAAAGUUCUUACAGUCUUUCGGUAUGCGAUUGACUCCAUGGGAAGGCUAUCUGGGUUAAGGCUUUUCGUGUGAUUCCAAAUUCCCGAACGGCUGGUGUUCACAUGCUUUCGUCGAUGGAGUAGGGCGACCCGUUGUUUCAGCGGUGUUCGGCAGAAAAAGUGUCAGUUUUUAGUUCCAUGAAAUCAGUGCCGAACACCGCUGGUCUUUCGUGUGUUUUAAAAUGGCCGCUGCGACAUACGAACGACGGCCACCCUGAAUUCGGUUUAAUUGAGAAGUGUCUGCGGUUAACCACAACGUUCUAAUUGGGAUCAAGAGGUUAACCAGCAGCACACUUCUAUCCUGGGUGGCCAUCCGUUCGGUAGAUUUCUUCGGUAAAAAAGAGUCAUUCGUAUGGCUGGGCUAUAGAAACAGCCAUUUACACGAAGGAGGGCAGAAAUAAACGAAUCCACCACAAUAAACAGACAGAUGGUUCUGUCACAGAAGCCUUUUGCAGUCUGUGUGCAUUGCUUGCCUGCACAGUCUAAUCACGUUCCACCAAUUAAAAUAUUUUGACUCCCUCCCUAAUGACAGCCCUCUCUCUCCACUCUCCCCUAAAUCUGCCUCAUUCCCUAAUUCUGUCUCCUUAUCUUAUAUUCUAUAUAUCCCUUCCACUUUGCCGCCCUGCACCCUCAAAUGGGAUAUCAAUGCUUCAGAUAGAAAAGCAUUGUAUAAAGUGCUUUUCUAUCAGAAAAACUUGCAUGGCACAUUUGUUGCACUUGCCGCACAUGCGCCAGUGGUCUAUCAAUGCUAUCAGAAGCAUUUGGUUGGACUGCAACCUAGAAGAAGGUAAAACAAAGGAGCAGUGGUAAUGAUUGAGGAGAAUUAGGCUUAAAAUGGGAGGGUGGGGGGGAGGGGGGGGAGAGUUAAGAACUAGCUGGGGAAACCCUUUAACUGAUUAUCUGUUUUUUGUUACAAGUUGCCAUCUUACUCUCUCAAAUCUCACUCUCCGCUUUCACCACAGUUCAAUAUUCACCUUAUUGAUUCAGUCCAACUGUUAACUGGCUACUAGGAUGUCGAGCCCAGAAGGUUUGCUUUUAAUAUGAGGAUGAAAUUGGUUAAAGGGACACUAUAGGCAGCCAGACCACUUUAGCUCAUUUAAGUGGUCAGGUGCCCUAUCUCUAUUGCACUUAGUGCUGUAAUGUUAAACUGCAAUGUUUGCAUUGCAGCAAUAAGUCUGCCUCCAGGGGCUGUCUACUAGAAAGCCACUGGAGGCACUUCCUGCAUCCAAAUGGACCUUAAGUCCGGUAUUUGACGCUGGACACCCAGAGUCAGAUUUUUUCCCAUAAGAAAGCAUCGCAUUAGCGCCCACUUUUCGCGGGAAGUCGAGGACAUCGGCGCUGGGUAGGGUAAAUAAAUAAAGGGUUUUUACCUCUUUACUCACUCAGACGGGGGGAUGGAGGUGCGAGGGAGGGAGGAGACAGAGGGAGCUAUAGUGACAGGAAUUCAGCUUUGUAUUCCUGGCACUUAUAGUAUCCCUUUAAGUUAGAUAUUGUGCUUUGGGGUUGUAGGCUUUAUGGCUAAAAUUUAGAGGAGUGAGAGGCACAUCUUAGCAAUCUAGAAAGCAUGAAUCCCUACUAUAAUUAUUUUCAGCUAGACAUAGAUAGAAGUGAGAUAUUAAAAAAAAAAAUGAGUAGAUAACAUAAAAAGUAUCACACAGGAAUCUUCGAUGUAUGAGUAUAAUACUUUAUAUGUUAUAUAAUAUUACAGGGGACUUUUACUUUUAAAAGUAAAACUGCUAUUUAUCCAGACAGAAGGUUGAUCAUCCCUUGGUUAAGUGCUUUAUAAAAGUUGACCUUGACUACACAGAGGUGGCCAUUGACAUCUACCAACACACUGGUCAAGAAAUACCAGGCAUUACUGCUGCAGACAUUAAUAAGUAUGAGUUGAACAGACAUUGCUGGCCUCAUUGAUCAUUUCUGUGUUUCCAUUUCCAAUACAGAGCUACAGAAAAUAAUAUUAUCUAUAAAAAUAUUAUCCCCCUCUCUCUCUCUCACCCUCACUGUACAUUUUAUCUUAGAAGGAACACAUAUUCCAAUUAAUGUCCAUGUAUCUUGUUGUUUUUUUUGUUUUUGUUUUUUAAUAAGAAAGUAUAAUAAUUAUUAUAAGUAUUUAUUAUAUCUGACGUCAAAACAAAACAAAAAAAUAUUUCAGGUAAAAUAGCCAAUUUUUAAAAACAUUCUAUUCCAUUUAUUUUUUUCCAGCUUAGCUUAAGAUUUUAUACUUGGUCAUUUUUUCCAAAGCAGCUAAGAUAAUAAUAUUUAUAUAUGUAUAUAUAUAUAUAUAUUAUGUGUGUGCUUUUUUGUUUUUUUAAUUUAAACAUAUUCUGUUCCGCACAUAAAGCGUUAGUGCAAUAAACAUUAAUAAUUCAAAAUAACAGCCUGGCAAAGACAUGACAAAACAUAGUGGGUCAGGAAGGGUCAUAUCUCAGGGGAAAUAGAAUUUCCUGCUUGUUCAUGAAAAUACUAAUGGAAUGAAUUAAUAGAAAGUAAAAAAAGGUUUGGAACUAAUAUACAGCUAUCUUCAAAAUAAUAGAAUGCCAUAGAUCGAGACUUUAAGUUAGACAAAAAAAACCCCCAUCAGUUUAGAACAGAAAGAAUUGUAUUACUGAGGGCAUGACAGUUCAAUUUAUACAGUAUUACAGAAAAAAAAUAGGAUGAAGGAGAUAGUUUUAUUGUGUGUGUGUCAUGGUCUAAUACAUUAAAAUUUGAUUUUAAGACAAUUUAAACCACAUUAAAAACCACAAGGUGUCUUAUAUUUUAUGAAGUACAACUUGAUUCACAAAUUCAAAGACAACAUGAAACAAUUGAGUGAAAACACGCACAUUUUUCCACAAUUCGCCAGAAAAUUUUCAGUGACAUCGUACGUAAGAGGAUACUUUAUAUCAGGGGUGUCCAAAAGGUAGAUCCCCAGAUGCUUUCAAACUACAGCUUCCAUGAUGCUUAAAGGGACACUGUAGGCACCCAGACCACUUCAGCUCAUUGAAGUGGUCUGGGUGCAAUGUCCCAUGUCCCUUAACCCUGCAGUGGUAAUUAUUGCAGUUUCUGAGAUACUGCAAUAAUUACCUGCUAGGGUUAACUCCUCCUUUAGCAGCUGUCUACCAGGGUGCUUAGACAACUUUUGGUCGCCUAAAUUAUGCUGGAUGUCCUAACACUAUGCAUGAGGACUUCCAGCAUCAUCGGAAUCCCCGUAGGAAAUCAUUGUAUCCUGUUGGGAAAUCCUAACGCAAGCUCGACCAUUGCCGCCCAUACGUAUUAGGUCUCCCCCGCUGGCUGAUGUCGGCAGGGGGAGGCGCGCAGGAGGAUCCUGACCCAGCGCCGAAGGACAUUGGCCCUGGAUUAAGGUAAGUGACUGAAAGUUUUAACCCCUACGGCGCUGUGGGAGGGGGGCUAGAGGGGCACUGUAGGAACCUAUAAUUUAAGGAAAACUGCUUUGUUUUCCCGGCACUAUAGAAUUCCUUUAAUCAUUCUAAAGCCAUGUAAAGCAUCAUGGAAGUCGUAGUUCUACAACAUUUGGGGAUCUACCUUUUGGGCAUUCCUUCUUUAGAUACUUAUAAAGAGAGAACUUCUCUCAAAAUAGUUGAGGGUUUAAUAUUUGAACAGUGAGCGGUGGUUAAAUUAUAUUCAGAGCAUAGAAUUAAAGCAUAACUCUCAUUAAAAAAAUAUAACAUAUUACUAUAAACAUUAUGUUAUAAUAUAUCAUCUCUUAUAUUUUUGAAUUCCUUUGUGAUGCAUUUUUAAAAAGUAAUUCAUUGCCCAUCUUCACAGUACCCUAUAGCGGCAACCAUUUUCAUGCACCUUUUGUCACACUGUCAGUCAGGGCCGCCAUCAGGGCAUGACAACCGUGACCCGGGCCCCACGUGUAUCAGCGGAACUGCCGCUGAUGGGGCCCAUCAGGUGAUAGGACCACCCAAUGGGCCCAAUGGGCCCCUAAAUAAAAACGGGCCCCUUACAAAAAAUGCAGCCGGAUGCAAGUGCUGCUGGGAGGAAGUGACAUCCGGUCACUUCCUCCCACUUUACUCCGCGCGGGAAGGAGGACGCAGCUGACGCCCAUAAUCCCCAGCCACCCUCCAGCGACGAAAUGGUAAGGAAGAGAGGAGGGUGGCUGAAAAUGAGGUGUAUGUGUGUAUGCCAGUGUAUGUGUAUGUAUGCCAGUGUAUGUGUAUGCCAGUGUAUGUGUAUGCCAGUGCAUGUGUAUGUGUAUGCCAGUGUAUGUGAAUGCCAGUGUAUGUGUAUGUGUAUGCCAGUGUAUGUGUAUGUAUGCCAGUGUAUGUGUGUAUGCCAGUGUAUGCCAGUGUAUGUGUGUAUGUAUGCCAGUGUAUGUGUGUAUGCCAGUGUAUGUGUGUAUGCCAGUGUAUGUGUAUGCCAGUGUAUGUGUAUGUAUGCCAGUGCAUGUAUGCCAGUGUAUGUGUGUAUGUAUGCCAGUGCAUGUAUGCCAGUGCGUGUAUGCCAGUGUAUGUGUGUAUGUAUGCUAGUGUAUGUGUGUAUGGCAGUGUAUGUGUGUGUGUGUAUGGCAGUGUAUGUGUGUAGGUAUGCCAGUGUAUGUGUGUAUGCCAGUGUACGUGUGUGUGUAUGCCAGUGUAUGUGUGUGUGUGUAUGUAUGCCUGUCAGUAUGUAUGUAUGUAUAUAUCAGUAUGCAGUAUGUGUAAUGUACAUGUAUGUUUGUCAGUAGGUAUGUCUGCAUGUUUAUGUGUGUGUGUGUCAGUACCUCCCUAUGCACGUGUGUGUGUCUGUUUCCGUAUUUGUAUCUGUUAGUUUGUGUGUAUUCCUGUGGGUGCGAUUUGGAGGCAGGCUUGAAGGGGGGCCCAGACCUUGAGCUAUGUUAGGGGCCCCAAAAUUUCUGAUGGCGGCCCUGCUGUCAGUUAUCCUAGCUAAUUCUCACUAUUUGGCAAACGUGCUUUGCUUUUCAAAAUCAUGUACUCUUUCUGCCUGCAGUAUUCUCUAUCAGACACUUUUGAAAUUGUUGCAAAAUACUGUUACAAAAUAGUGAGAAUUGGCCAGGAUAACUGACAAUCUGACACAAUGCCCAAACCUAGACAUUCUUUUUACAUACUGUUGCCAUUUUAGUAAACACUUAUAAAUACCAGCAGUAAUACCUUCAAGGUAGUGAGUUCAGGAGCUAGUUCACUAUAAUAUGGCUUGGUUGACAAUAUAAUAGUUGUAUCCGUUUCUAGGAUAACCAGUAUUGACGGAAAAAAAUAUGUAUGGUGUGUAUACCUUUAAAUCUGCUAAAGGCAGAUUUUGUCUGUUACACACCAAAAUACUCUGCUUAAAUAUAAAGCAACUUGAUAGUUACAGAUUCACAACAGCAAAAAUGUGAUCUGCACGGGGUUUAGAAUACACACAAAAUAUUAUAAUGGAUAUAUCUUAAAAUCAUAAGGUAGCACACUAAAUGGUGCAAAUAGGCAAUAUAUAACUUGUGUCACAGAGAUAUAGAAUUAUCUUUAUCUCUAUAUAUAGAAACAAGUGAAUGCAAGUAAGUUAAAAAAUUCCAAAAAACCACUGAAAAAUAUAUAAAAUAAAAAUGUAUAUUUAUUAAUAUUAAAAAUAUACAUUUUUAUUUUAUAUAUUUUUCAGUGGUUUUUUGGAAUUUUUUAACUUACUUGCAUUCACUUGGUGUGUAACAGACAAAAUCUGCCUUUAGCAGUUUUAAAGGUAUACACACCAUACAUAUAUUUUUUUCCGUCAAUACUGGUUAUCCUAGAAACGGAUACAACUAUUAUAUUGUCAACCAAGCCAUAUUAUAGUGAACUAGCUCCUGAACUCACUACCUUGAAGGUAUUACUGUCUCUUAUUCCUUUGGACAGGUUUGGGUGUAUCCCUGUCCUGGUUCAGUAUUGAGCUAUCCACUCUGAGUCGGACUCCCUCAUCCCUGUGUGUUGCACUAGGCAGACCAGAUUUUACUAUAACUUAUAAAUACCUAUUAGCAACAUAACUUCUAACAUUGGCGCCCUGCAAAUUGGGAAUCUCGUCUAAGGUGCUGCUUCAAAGGGGGUGGACCCACCCGGUAGUAAGGUCAGUCUCAAGUGAAUGUAUGCCCCAGUGUGCCUGCCAAUCACACAGAGCAGCUCACUGCGGGCAGACCAUGCAAUUGUUCACUGUUUCAGUGCUCUCUGCUUGAUCCCAGUGCCCUUAACGUAGUGCGAGACAUUCUAAUAAUGCGCUUGUGCUCCACUUUUUGGCAACAGUUCCUUGAUGUUUUCAAAAGUGGGACACCAGGGUACAAAAUAGAGAAUUAAAAUCUGGACUGUCCUGCCAAAAUAAGGGCAAUUGGGAUUUUUAUCUAUGUAUUUUUGUCACAUCUAUUUGAUUUUUGCUUUUAUACUAACAUUUCAAACCCUCUGUAAAAUAUUGCAAGGUAAAGGGCACCAUAUACUGUCUAAGGUGUUUCAUUUCCAAAAUAUUUUCCUAAAAGCUAAAUGAAUAAGUGAAAGAUAAGAAUUGUGUACAUUUACAUAAUAUAAAUGGGCACAUUUGUAUGCAAAGCAAUCAAUGCACAAAUUGUUGUGUUAUGAUACGUUUAUUUGCUAGAUAUGCAUCCCUUGCUUCAAAUACGUGUUAGGAUAUUGCUUUUCACCCCAAAACUGCUUGGUAGGGAAGAAGUUGUAACCGCAGCUGGUUCCCUUAUUUACCACUAUAAUGUCUUAAAGCAUAGAACUUAGUAGGGCUAACCAUACAGAUAUCUUAGCCAUAAUUUUAUAUAGUGUAAGAGAUCCUCUAUUUAACAUAUAUAAAUAAUUGAGAAUACAAUAUAAAAUAAGGAUUGUCUUGGAAGCAAUACAGUUUUGUCUUUUAGAUAUUUAUUAUAUAAAAAUAUAAAUAUAGACAUAUAAAAUCCAUUACAGCAGAGUGUAUAAGAUUAAAUGCUUGCAAAUAUCAUUAAUAGGUUAACAUACCCUUCUGAACAUGUCAUCAUGUCAGCCUCUCUGUCAUUUUAAGAUGGAGCAGCGUCUGUCUCCAAGUCUCUCCUCUGUGUAUUAAAAUUUAAAAGUACACCUAUUUAUACCUUAGGUGUCUCCAUUUUAGGGUUACCGUAGUUCAUAUAUGAAAAAGUUACUUUUUUACUUUUUUCAUUUUAGGACCUCCCUUACCUUGGCAAAAAUACAAGGCCAUAACUAAAGGGUGCACACGUCAUGGAAAUUUUCCUGACUUAGAUCAAGAUGGCAUCUUAAAGUCUGAACAUCCUUAUCUACUAAGGUUACCACAGUAUAUUACGCACUGAAAAAGUCGUAGCAUAGCCUUGAAGCUUGUUUAUGUAUUAUUGUUAUUGUAAUUAGUCUGGGACAAAAUGGCGUAAACAUAAUGUGCACUGAGGUUAUUGCUUAAAGAAACAUCUAUGAUAAACAAUAUGUUCCAUUUCUUGUCAGUUUGCAAUAUCUCUUAAAGACAAAGUACACAGUUUAAGAAAUACAGCAUUUCAUUCUAAAACUUGUAAUAUUUGCAUUUGCCCAUAACAAAGUUAAACUCCAAAUGGAACAUUUUGGGGAAAAACUACACAUAUUUGGGCAAGAUUUUGCAAGUCACUUGUUAAGAUUUGGGGGAAGAACAGAACCAAUUUAAAUAGACUUUCAUUGUGACACAAAUAAUUUGACUAAAUAUUCCACUUUAUGUUUUCUGCAAACCGCAGUGAAUAUUCUGACCUCUCUAAAAUGUAUUAUUUUUUUUCUUGAAGAGUUGAAACACACACAGUAACAUAUGUUAUGUUAAAUAACUUUGUGGUAUCAUUAUUAAAGAAGACUCCAAACACAUAAAGUCUUUCAAGUUGCAUCAUAUUCCCCAAACCUUUUAUUGGAGUUGAGACAGAAUAAAUACAGUACACUGCAUGUCGGGGUUACACAACCAAACACCACAUAUAGGCGUUUAAUGGUGAAGUUAUUUAAAAUAAACAAGAAAAAGAACAAUAAUUAAACAAAUCAUUUAGUAGGUCUAUGUAGAAUGUAGCUGGUUCCUGGUAAAGAUAUCAAGAAUUUUCCUAUUAAAAAAAAAAAAGUAGAAAAUAAAAAAACAAAUAGUGGCCAGGUCAAAACAUCUUCAAAGCUGCUCUGUCCACCCCACCAUCGAAAUCAAUUUUUCAGUUGAAAUCGGCUCUUUUAUAAGUGCAUGAUGUAAUGCCUCCACAGCUAUUGAGGCAUUCUUCUGCUUCCAUUAUCUCCCACAGACCUAAUAGAAGUAGCAGGCGUGUAAGGCUAGAGUGAGUCUUUGCCACUACUCAAUGAGUUGUACUACAGCUCAAUGAGAAGCGAUGGGAAACCACGUGUGCACACAAGCUUGCGACUUCAGCAAAGAGAAGUCUCAAUAAGAAACCUCUGAAAAACAAAGUGAGAUGUGUUGUAGAAGUAAAUAAAGUAGACAUUAAAAAAAACACCGGAAAGGUGGUCCAGUGCGACCAUUUUCCUGAGGUGCUUCGAGCAUGAUUUUGCAAUGCAUACAAUCUUGUAUGUUGCUUUUCACAAACAAACAUACCUCAGGUUUGUUUUUGCCUUUGAUCACACCUGUUUCCGAUUUAAGGCGAAAGAGGACACUGAUUCUAAAUGAAUCUGGGAAAUAUCUGUAGACAGGAGGACUGGAGAUUAAUGUGGAAUCGAACAUUCAUGGAAGUUUAUUUCUGUAGCAGCUGUAGAACCAAGGCUGAACACCUCUAAGCCAAAAGAUGGGGAACUGAGGAGCACCUUGUGAAGAAAUGGCUUGUAUCUGGCAAAAGCUCUGAAGAGUGGUGAUAGCCACUUGCCUCAAGACUAAGUUGGUAGACAAAGUAAGCUUUUUCAUAGAGUAACCUUCAACCUCAAGAAUGAUUGCAGACAGCAGUAUGUGCUACACCUGGGAGGUGUUGUGCAAGUGAACCUAGAAGGUUGAAGCUAUGCAGUAUACUUUAGAAAAUUAUUGAACUGGAGCACAGCCAGGAGAUCCUUCACUUUCUGUGAAGGACCAAAUCAUCGCAUCAUCAAAUGGAACUUUUGGUAUUGCAGAUUCUGUAUGUUUAUUGGACUUAAUAUAAUUGAAACAAUACAAACAGCCUUGGAAAUGGUUUUCAUUCAGGCUUUAUAUUACAUUCUUGGACCAAAGACGUGUGUUGUUGAUUUUGCAGUUGGCUGCGUUCAAUAACAUCAUGGUUUUAAAUGUUAUUGUCCUCUGGAGUUCUCUGCUCUAGGAUUUGAACAUGUACCAUAAUACAUUACAUGCUUGAGAAAACUCAUGAGGGCCAUAUUUAUCAUGGUUAAACCUGAGAUGAAAGUGUUACUUUAAGCACAAUCGCCAUGGAAACCAGUAGAAUGUUUCUUGUGAAAAUUUGUAACUUUGUUAAAGGUUGCCUUAUAAUCCAGAAAACGCUAUUUCUUUUGAUCAUAAUCUUUCUAAAUAGCAGCAAUUUUGUCUUUUAAUGGGAGCUCUGGAUGGACAUUAAAUCUUAAAGCUAAGCUGAUUAUUUUAAUCUCUUUCUUAGUUAUGAAAAUAGCAAUAAAUUUACUAUGUGUGGAUUUUACCCCUUUCCAUUGCCUAGGGGACUUUGGUUAAACACCACUAAUGGAAAAUAAAAUAAAUUGUUGAUUUAGUUAAACCUGAUAUUUUAAGUACUAAAAGGUGUUGUGAAAAAGGAGAAAUAAAAAUACAUAAUCAUAAAAAAAUAUUAUUAUUAUUUUUUAAUAUUGUUUCAACUUUUGAUAGAUAAAGAUUGCCAAAUGCUAGUUCCAACACUAGUUAGAUUGUUUUAAUAUUCUGCAUUUCAUAGGGGAUGUAGAACCAAAACUGGUCAUCUCUGAGUCAGGAGAAGCCCACCCCCUCACCCUUUGCUGAUUAUCUAGUGAGCUAUGAGACUUUGUAAGAGUUAUACAUUUGUAGAAACAUUGUAAGAGUUAUACAUUUGUAGAAACAUAUUAAAUUAUACGUAUUGCUCAUUAUCUUUUGUUUAUCCUACAGGUAUUCAGGAAAAUGGUCAGAUCAAACCUACAUCAUUACAUUCCUUACAACGUGUUUUAUAUUCCCUUUGAUGAUCAUUUUUAUAUCUUAUGGAAAACUGAUGAGGAAGCUGAGAAAGGUAAGUGGGAAGGUCUGGGACAAAAUGCUCCUGGGAAAUAUGUUAACUUAGUAAAAAAAAAAUGGAUGUGUUGGAAGGUAUCAACUCUUAAUGUAAAGAGACCGGUCAUCUAGAAAAUGAGGUUCAUUGGAAAUACAAAGGGUUUUCACCAGAAUACAAUGUUCCAACUUCCAAUUGUAUUAUUAGGGCUGUCACUAUGAUUAAUGGUGCACAUACAGCAAUUCUCCUGUAGUCAUCAAACUGCAAUCAUGCCCAAACGGUGCUCUUUGGAAACCAGAUAUGAUCUGAAGAUUUCAACCAUAAUAUUCAGACAACAAACAUGCUCAGAUGAUAAACACAUGUUUCAGACUUCAGCUGUUGUGAUUCAGCUACAUCUGUUAUAUCUCGAAUGCAGCAAGUCAAGCUCUAGACUGCAACUGUGCUUUUUAUUAUGCAACCAGUCUUUUGAGAAUGCUCCCAUGUUUUCGAAACUCCAGCUUUGCUCUUCAGUCUCCAGUACUACCCAACAUUAGGCUACCAAGAGCUACAGUUGCAAGAAAAAGUAUGUAAACCCUUUGGAAUGAUAUGGAUUUCUGCACAAAUUGGUCAUAAAAUGUGAUCCGAUCAUCAUCUAAGUCACAACAAUAGACAAUCACAGUCUGCUUAAACUAAUAACACACAAAGAAUUAAAUGUUGCCAUGUUUUUAUUGAACACACCAUGUAAACAUUCACAGUGCAGGUGGAAAAAGUAUGUGAACCCCUAGACUAAUUACAUCUCCAAGAGCUAAUUGGAGUGAGAUGUCAGCCAACUGGAGUCCAAUCAAUAAAAUGAGAUUGGAGGUGUUGGUUACAGCUGCCCUGCCCUAUAAAAAACACACACCAGUUCUGGGUUUGCUAUUCACAAGAAGCAUUGCCUGAUGUGAAUGAUGCCUCCCACAAAAGAGCUCUCAGAAGACCUAUGAUUAAGAAUUGUUGACUUGCAUAAAGUUGGAAAGGAUUAUAAAAGUAUCGCCUUGCUGUUCAUCGGUCCACAGUAAGACAAAUUGUCUAUAAAUGGAGAAAGCUCAGCACCGCUGCUACUCCCCCUAGGAGUGGCCGUCCUUUAAAGAUGACUGCAAGAGCACAGCGCAGACUGCUCAAUGUGGUGAAGAAGAAUCCUAGAGUGUCAGCUAAAGACUUACAAAAGUCACUGGCAAAUGCUAACAUCCCUGUUAGUGAAUCUACAAUACAUAAAACACUAAACAAGAAUGGAUUUCAUGGGAGGAUACCACAGAGGAAGCCACUGCUGUCCAAACAAAACAUUGCUGCACGUUUACAGUUUGCACAAGAGCACCUGGAUGUUCCACAGCAGUACUGGCAAAAUAUUCUGUGGACAGAUGAAACCAAAGUUGAGUUGUUUGGAAGAAACACUAUGUGUGGCAAAAAAAAGGCACAGCACACCAACACCAAAACCUCAUCCCAACUGUGAAGAAUGGUGGUGGGGGCAUCAUGGUUUGGGGCUGCUUUGCUGCGUCAGGGCCGGGACGGAUUGCUGUCAUUGAAGGAAAAUGAAUUCGCAAGUUUAUCAAGACAUUUUGCAGGAGAACUUAAGGCCAUGGAAUCUACCAGCUGUAGCUCAACAGAAGAUGAGUGUUGCAACAGGACAAUGACCCAAAGCAUAGAAGUAAAUCAACAACAGAAUGACUUAAACAGAAGAAAAUACGCCUUCUGAAGUGGCCCAGUCAGAGUCCUGACCUCAACCUGAUUGAGAUGCUGUGGCAUGACCUCAAGAAAGCGAUUCACAGCAGACAUCCCAAGAAUAUUGCUGAACUGAAACAGUUCUGUAAAGAGGAAUGGUCAAGAAUUACUCCUGACCGUUGUGCACGUCCGAUCUGCAACUACAGGAAACGUUUGGUUGAAGUUAUUGCUGCCAAAGGAGGUUCAACCAGUUAUUAAAUCCAAGGGUUCACAUACUUUUUCCACCUGCACUGUGAAUGUUUACAUGGUGUGUUCAAUAAAAACAUGGCAACAUUUCAUUCUUUGUGUGUUAUUAGUUUAAGCAGACUGUGUUUGUCUAUUGUUGUGACUUAGAUGAUGAUCAGAUCACAUUUUAUGACCAAUUUGUGCAGAAAUCCAUAUCAUUCCAAAGGGUUCACAUACUUUUUCUUGCAACUGUAUUACCUACAGUAAAAGUGUCCAGUUUGCAGAUAUUUUAUCCAAACCAUAUCCAUGCUGUCUGUAUUGCAGUUAUGCUUUCUAGACUGCAACAUUUCUUUCUAGACUAAAGUAACGGUAUGUUCCUAUGGUUAUUUUAAAUAUGGCGGUUAUGCAAAAUACACAAACAUGGUCAUGCUAUCAGUCCUUUUUUACAAGCGUAAUGCCUGUACCACUCAAGUAUCAGUAUUCAGCUUAGCUCAGCUUAAACAUGAUCUUUUUUCCUUGGUCAUGACUUCGUGUAAACCAUCAGAGAGGGAUUGAGAUGAUUUGUUGAAAUAACUGCAGACCACCUCUAAUUCAUGAUAAAAAGUAAUGCAUUUUAUUGAGAAAGCUCUUUAUAAAAGAGGAUCAUUUCACAUAAGAGCACAUCACCCUCUGACAAUUUACAGUCUUUAUCAUGCAAUGUCUGAUAUCCUUUAUCCCAGGUGUCCGACACUUGACAUUCUCUCUGUAACGGAUCACCUGGCACCCCAACUGGGUACCAUCGUUGAAGGAUGCUCCUAGCGCUUCCUGAGGGCUCCAAGCACUCCAGCCGACACCAUAACCACUGUGGACUCCUCCAGAGAGCAGGACAGGAACAAACUCUUACAAGACCUUAGUAGUGAUUUAGCAAGGGAGUAUGACAAGCAUAGCAAUCCCUUGUAGAAGAUUCCCCCUAAAAGAGACAGCACUCCAAAUUGAGGGUGAAGUAGAACUGUCUAAAACUUUAUUUUACUUGGGACUAGCCCAUAUGGUCAUUACAUUCACAUUGCUGUGAAAACUCAAUAAAAUUACAAACAGUCAAAUCAUAGGCAACAUACAGUGACUUAUUAUAACAUAAUUACAUAUUUAUAAAUGGGUGGGGAAGACCAUAAUUAACAAAAAAUGUCUCUCCUGCAUGCAGAAUUAGCGAUAUGCAAAUCUACUCGAAUAUGCAAAUUACCAGUCUUGCUAUUCAGGUAGUGCAUAUUACUGUUUCUACCAACAGAGGGCACUACACAAGCUCCAUAGCCAAAUCCACCUAGUUGGUAGCAAUCCUCAGCAGUACAGGAGAGCAGGCAAUACAUCCCAGGGGCCAUAGUCACAUAGCAGGAGGCUGGCAAUCAGUCUUCCCCAAAGCCCAGUGGCGAGGGUGGUUCCGCCACACUCUCUUAACCCUAUAGCUAAGUAUUGAUCCUUUAAUCAGGGACUUUAGCUUCUGCAGAGAUGACUCCCCUGGGCAAAUCAUUCACUAAACCUUGAAAUAUUAUUUUACGUUCUUAUGAGACUAAACUAAUGCUCUGAUGUUCCAUUCCUUAAUAUUACUCUCUAAUUCCCAGCUAGUUGUAGGGAAACUAAUACUCUAACUUACUGCAAACAGGUAUUUACUUCACAAGCCUAACUAAUGAAUGUUUCUUGAUUAUAUAUAUAUUUCAAUCUUAAAAGUUGCUAUUUGAGUAUUUUCAUACAUAUCUGAUUCAGUGUAUCAUGUUUCCCUUCUUUACUAUAUGUAGAAUUACACCUUUGAAUAAUAAUCACAGCCAUCAGCCCACACAACGCUACGAAGGUGGCUUUCUGAGUCAUAUUUGGUCACUCUUCUUGCCAGUUGUAGUGUGUCAUUUUAAUGUCUCUAAAUAUCUUUAUACAGGGAGUGCAGAAUUAUUAGGCAAAUGAGUAUUUUGACCACAUCAUCCUCUUUAUGCAUGUUGUCUUACUCCAAGCUGUAUAGGCUCGAAAGCCUACUACCAAUUAAGCAUAAUAGGUGAUGUGCAUCUCUGUAAUGAGAAGGGGUGUGGUCUAAUGACAUCAACACCCUAUAUCAGGUGUGCAUAAUUAUUAGGCAACUUCCUUUCCUUUGGCAAAAUGGGUCAAAAGAAGGACUUGACAGGCUCAGAAAAGUCAAAAAUAGUGAGAUAUCUUGCAGAGAGAUGCAGCACUCUUAAAAUUGCAAAGCUUCUGAAGCGUGAUCAUCGAACAAUCAAGCGUUUCAUUCAAAAUAGUCAACAGGGUCGCAAGAAGCGUGUGGAAAAACCAAAGUGCAAAAUAACUGCCCAUGAACUGAGAAAAUUCAAGCGUGCAGCUGCCACGAUGCCACUUGCCACCAGUUGGGCCAUAUUUCAGAGCUGCAACAUCACUGGAGUGCCCAAAAGCACAAGGUGUGCAAUACUCAGAGACAUGGCCAAGGUAAGAAAGGCUGAAAGACGACCACCACUGAACAAGACACACAAGCUGAAACGUCAAGACUGGGCCAAGAAAUAUCUCAAGACUGAUUUUUCUAAGGUUUUAUGGACUGAUGAAAUGAGAGUGAGUCUUGAUGGGCCAGAUGGAUGGGCCCGUGGCUGGAUUGGUAAAGGGCAGAGAGCUCCAGUCCGACUCAGACGCCAGCAAGGUGGAGGUGGAGUACUGGUUUGGGCUGGUAUCAUCAAAGAUGAGCUUGUGGGGCCUUUUCGGGUUGAGGAUGGAGUCAAGCUCAACUCCCAGUCCUACUGCCAGUUCCUGGAAGACACCUUCUUCAAGCAGUGGUACAGGAAGAAGUCUGCAUCCUUCAAGAAAAACAUGAUUUUCAUGCAGGACAAUGCUCCAUCACACGCGUCCAAGUACUCCACAGUGUGGCUGGCAAGAAAGGGUAUAAAAGGAGGAAAUCUAAUGACAUGGCCUCCUUGUUCACCUGAUCUGAACCCCAUUGAGAACCUGUGGUCCAUCAUCAAAUGUGAGAUUUACAAGGAGGGAAAACAGUACACCUCUCUGAACAGUGUCUGGGAGGCUGUGGUUGCUGCUGCACGCAAUGUUGAUGGUGAACAGAUCAAAACACUGACAGAAUCCAUGGAUGGCAGGCUUUUGAGUGUCCUUGCAAAGAAAGGUGGCUAUAUUGGUCACUGAUUUGUUUUUGUUUUGUUUUUGAAUGUCAGAAAUGUAUAUUUGUGAAUGUUGAGAUGUUAUAUUGGUUUCACUGGUAAUAAUAAAUAAUUGAAAUGGGUAUAUAUUUGUUUUUGUUAAGUUGCCUAAUAAUUAUGCACAGUAAUAGUCACCUGCACACACAGAUAUCCCCCUAACAUAGCUAAAACUAAAAACAAACUAAAAACUACUUCCAAAAAUAUUCAGCUUUGAUAUUAAUGAGUUUUUUGGGUUCAUUGAGAACAUGGUUGUUGUUCAAUAAUAAAAUUAAUCCUCAAAAAUACAACUUGCCUAAUAAUUCUGCACUCCCUGUAAUUGUAAGACUUUUCCUGAUCUGUUCACUGGUGUCCUUGAUUUAUGCUGAGGGAAUUGUAGGAAAAGCUAGCGGACUUUACUAGACAAAUUAGGGGUUGGAUCUCGGAAAGACAAAUGUUUAUUUAUCAGUUCUUAUAUCACUCUUAUCCAGAGUGCUUUACAAUUUAUACAAAAAUAUAAUUGAUAUUGAUACAGAUAGGGGAUGUGGGGAGAAAAUACAAUUGUGAAGUAACUGAAAUGUAUCCAUGAUUGUGCCAAUAUAAGGAGUACUGCUGGACAACCAGUAUAUUGUACACAGUGAGUGCGAUGAAGAUAGAAUGUAGAAGCAAUGCCUUUCAAUCACUAUGCAUGUUAUCAGUCCUUAGAAUGGCAGUGGUUAAUUAUUAAUGGGCAUAAGUACCAUCAAAGAAGCAAGAUUAGAAUAACAGCAACAGACCGAGGUCAGAAUGCCAGAGAAUAGAGUAAGUAGUAUAACAAAUCCAGAGGUCAGGGUGGGCAGAGGGUAAACAUGCUCGGGUAACAAGCUGGGUCAGGAACAAAGAAAUCAAGAUAAAACUAGAUGGAGAAAGCUCAAGAACAACAUUAAGAGGCCACUAAGGAGGCCACAUCUGGUGCUGAGAGAUGGGAGGGCUGUGGCUGCCAACUGGACAUAGUCUAUCUCGGGGUAUCUCCAAUUGGCAUCUGUGGAAGACUUGGGAGGGCUAAUGCCAAAAACAUUCGACAGGUAUUGUGUCAGUGUUCUAAAAUGAUAUGCCCUUCAUCUGUGUGUCAUUUAUAGGGCUUGUAUCCUGGCAUCUGACAUUCUUGAGGGGCAUUAAUGAAAUUCAGUGCAGCUUGAACUCCUAACAAAGACUUACCAUCAUGGUGUUGUAGGUUCCAGACCCCCCUCUACACCCCACACACACACUUUUUUGUCUAAAUCUCUCACUAAGCACCAACUUGGCUCUUCCAUAAAUGACAUCACUGUAAAACAUGCCCUCUCGAAAUCCAGAAUUGGACAAUCGAGCAUUAUGGGAGCUGGUGGCCAAGAUUAUAGCAAGCCAGGUACUUUUGUAACUUUGUAACUGGAGGGUAAGAGAAUAUUUAUUAUUUGCAUGUACAAAAUGUAUUUUACAAAACAAUGAUCUGAUAGCUAAAGUCAUUCAAAGUAUAUUCACUGUCAAUGUUACAGUUGUCAUUUCUCUGCAGGUAUCUGAUACCCAAGGAAGACUGGGAUCUACCAGGAAGCCUGAGAAGGAAGUCACUCGAAUGGUCAUUAUCAUGAUUAUUGCCUUUCUCAUCUGCUGGUCGCCCUAUGCUGCUUUCUCCAUACUUGUGACUGCACGGCCUACUAUUGACCUGGACCCUCGCCUGUCAGCUAUACCAGCAUUUUUUGCAAAAACAGCAUCUAUGUACAAUCCUGUAAUUUAUGUUUUUAUGAACAAACAGGUACAGUAUGUGUUCUCACUUACUGUAUUAUAGUCUGGGCUCUAAAGGUAACUGAUUUUAACCUUACAAGCUACAGAUAAGUGCAUCACAGUGCAAAACAAGACUUGAGGAUAUUCCACUGACAUGGAAUGUGCAAAUAUGUAAACAGUACAUAUUCAUGUGUAGAUAACAAUUAAUGUACUGUAGGUAGAUAAUGCAGAGCUACAUUACUUAUUGGGUGCAGAGACUUGUGUGUGUGUGUCUGGCACUCAGUUGGUUAAUUAACUCUUUUUUUAUUAAAUUAUGGGACUCGAAGAGUAAUAUAUUGUGGACACCUGCACCAUUAAAUCUCUAAUAGGGCAGAUUUGCCCUUUGACACUGCUGAGAGUUUUGCAAGCCUUUGUAACCCAUACAAUUCAUCACUGUACAUCCCUCAGACACCUUGUCACCUCUGGCACUCUGAAGGUUAAUGUGUUCGGAGAUGUAGAAGUUAAUAACUUGCCUCUUUGGAUCUCAGAUGGCAAUAUUCACCAUUAAAUUACUUAUAUAUGCUCUCCCCUUCGACCCUGUGAGGGUACAUUUAUUUAAUGAAAAUUUCCCAUUCCUCGUCCUUACUGUAAUGACUACACAGCGUUGUAAUUGUUCUUCGGACGCGCAGAGAUUUCCUUUUUGAAUAUAGUAUUAUUUAGUGGCUGGUUAAUUUGGUUAAUCUGUGCUAUGUGUUCUUUGUGGCACUUAAAAAAUAUAGGAAAAAUAUAGAUAUAUAAUUGUUAAUCAUCACUCCAGCACUUGACGCAUUCAUUUCUUGCAUGCAUUGAAUAUUGAUUAGAAAUUAUGGGAGAUGCAGUCCACAACAUCUGGAGUGCCGAAGGUAAAUCUAGUAAGCAUAACUUUUUCUAAAUUAGUAUCAAUAAGGUAAGAUACAUUUUCAGCUGAAGUAUUUAUGAACACAUUGUUUUUUGCCUUUUGUAGUUCAGGAGGUGUCUUCUUCAGAUGUUCCAUUGCAAUUCCAAAGAAUCUAAGGAAUCCAAUAAUAACCCGACUUCAGAAAGAGUAGGAAUAAGCCGCGGCCAUCAAGGAGGCGAAAUGCUGGCGAUUGCAGCGCACAUAACUUCUAACACUAGCAAUCGGAAGAGUGAAGAGGAACAGAGCAGCUGCAAUUCAUUCGCUCAGUUGCCAAUAUCUGACAACAAAGUCUGCCCAAUGUAG
Messenger RNA from Pelobates cultripes (western spadefoot toad), 33033 nucleotides. NCBI's taxonomy places the organism in Eukaryota, Metazoa, Chordata, Amphibia, Anura, Pelobatidae. The record is from the annotation of a GenBank genome assembly.